AUUGUUUUUUCCACACAAGAAAGAAAGAAAGAAAGAAAGAAACAAAGAAAGAAACAGAUAUAUAUAAUCUGUGGAGCGCGUUCUCUUAUAGCCAAUUCUCUGAAUUCCUCUCAAUCUCCUUCGCAUUUCUUUCUGUUUGAGCCGUUCAACCCCAAGAUGGAGAUCGAUAAAGCAAUUAGAGAAUGUGAUGAUGGAAGAUUGAAGACUAAGUAUAAUAACGCCAUUUAUGUUAUUAAAAGAGCACUGGCUCUUUACUCUGUACAAGAGGUCGCGUUAAGCUUUAAUGGAGGGAAAGAUUCUACUGUUUUGCUUCACCUGCUAAGGGCAGGCUGUUUUCUGCAUGAAGCUGAAGAAAAUAAUUUAAGAGGAGAUGCAGCUGAUGGUGGAAAAACAUUCCCGAUACGAACAAUAUAUUUUGAGAGCCCAUCUGCUUUCCCUGAAAUCAACUCAUUUACCUAUGAAGCUGCAGCAACUUACAACAUUCAAAUGGAUAUUAUUAGACUCGAUUUUAAAUCAGGUCUGGAGGCUCUGCUAAAGGCGAAUCCAAUUCGAGCUAUUUUUCUUGGUGUCCGAAUCGGAGAUCCUACUGCAGUAGGUCAAGAGCAAUUCUCACCUAGCUCCCCUGGGUGGCCACCUUUCAUGAGGGUGAAUCCAAUUUUGGACUGGUCAUACAGAGAUGUAUGGGCGUUCCUAUUGGUGUGCAAGGUUCAGUACUGCAGUCUUUAUGAUCAGGGGUAUACCUCAAUAGGGAGCAUUCAUGACACUGUUCGUAAUGCACUUUUGUGCAUCAGGAACUCGGACAAUAGUGAAGAGAAGUUUAAACCUGCCUAUUUACUCGCUGAUGGAAGGUUGGAAAGAGCUGGAAGGGUAAAGAAGAACCCUUCUUCGGUGUGUGGGAAGUUAUCUUCUAUUAGCAAUGGAGGGAAAAUGGAGAAUUUGAAUUCCGGUAGCAUGCUUACUGCCUCGAUUAUUUCUGUGGGGGAUGAAAUUUUGUUUGGCACUGUAGAGGACAAAUUGGGGUCUAUGUUGUGUAAAAAGCUCCAUUCUAUUGGUUGGGCAGUAUCGCGAGUUGCUGUCACUCGAAAUGAUAUAGAUUCUGUAGCCGAGGAAGUAGAGAGACGGAAGUCCACAGAUGAUAUGGUACUUAUAUUUGGUGGGAUAGGUCCGUUGCAUUCAGAUGUUACUGUAGCGGGAGUAGCAAAAGCCUUUGGUGUUCGCAUGGCUCCUGAUGAAGAAUUUGAAGAACAUCUGAGGCACCUUAUAGGUGAAAAAUGUUCCGGUGACAAGAACGAGAUGGCGCUGUUGCCCGAGGGUAUUACAGAAUUGUUGCAUCAUGAACAGCUGCCUGUGCCUUUGAUCAAGUGCCAUAAUGUGAUUAUUCUCACUGCGACAAAUGUUGUAGAGCUGGAUCGGCAAUGGGAUUGUCUGAUUGAAUUGGCAAAAUCUAAUGGCAUCCUAGUAUUGAUGGAUCCAUUUGUAUCAAAAUGCUUUGCAACAACUCUUUCUGAUGUCGAAGUUGCUCAACCUUUGUCAAAGCUUUGCGCUCAGUUCCCUGAUCUUUACAUAGGAGGCUAUCGCAGAUCAAGAGAAGGCCCUGUUGUAAUUACAUUUGAAGGAAAGGAUCUAUCAAGAAUAGAAGCUGCUUCUCAGUCAUUGUGCCAGAAAUUUCACGCCGGUGCAUUCUCUGAAAUUGAGUGACAUGCAUUUUCCACUGUUUCCAAUCAUCAUCCUUCUUGGCUUGCAUAUCCAAGUUAUAUUUGCCUAAAAUGGCCUCUAAAUCUUGGACUUACAAAUGCCAAAAAGGAGAUUGAAGGUUUAAUGACUUCCCCGGAACAAUGAAGGAGAAGGAUGGGCUCACCAGAAAGAAAAGAAAAAGGAUCAAGAGGAAAAUAAUUUGCUCGAAAAUGAAAGAGAAAGGAGUAGCUUUGUUUCAGCUCGUCGACUGCAACUCUAAUGCCAAUAUUAACUAUUUCUUUCAUACAGUUUAAGACACAAUUACUUAAAGCUUAUUGAAAUUCUGGGACCUAACAAGCCUUUCUUUGACACAGUAUCUCUCGUAUUCUAUCCAAGUAGUUUAUCUUCUGCAA
Nicotiana tabacum (common tobacco) is the source of this 2087-nucleotide messenger RNA. RefSeq lists its product as uncharacterized. Gene Ontology annotation, biological process: FAD biosynthetic process. Gene Ontology annotation, molecular function: FMN adenylyltransferase activity. NCBI's taxonomy places the organism in Eukaryota, Viridiplantae, Streptophyta, Magnoliopsida, Solanales, Solanaceae. The record is from RefSeq and is a predicted model, not a curated record.